Messenger RNA from Nematolebias whitei (Rio pearlfish), 2064 nucleotides. RefSeq names its product matrix metalloproteinase-15. The coding region runs from base 1 to 1998 and encodes 665 amino acids. Gene Ontology annotation, cellular component: extracellular matrix. Lineage: Eukaryota; Metazoa; Chordata; Actinopteri; Cyprinodontiformes; Rivulidae. The transcript has 10 exons. The record is from RefSeq and is a predicted model, not a curated record. Gene Ontology annotation, biological process: proteolysis; extracellular matrix organization; collagen catabolic process. Gene Ontology annotation, molecular function: metalloendopeptidase activity; zinc ion binding.
AUGAUACCCUCUAUAGGAUGGGCGUGGCUCCGUCAGUUUGGUUACCUGUCCCAGGCGAGCAGGCAAAUGUCCACCAUGCAUUCAGCUCAGACUUUAUCCAAAGCCAUCAGCGACAUGCAGCGCUUCUACGGCCUGGAGGCGACUGGUGUGAUGGACGCCGCCACGGCCGCGGCCAUGCGUCGGCCUCGCUGUGGCCUCCCUGACAGAAAACCAGAGGAGGCGGUCGACGCAGCCAGGAGGAAGCGUUACGCUCUCACAGGGCAGCGGUGGGACAAAGACCGUAUCACUUACAGUUUAAAGAACGUUCAUGACAAACUGGGCCUGGAGCGGGGCUCUGAAGCGAUCCGCAGGGCCUUUGACGUGUGGAGACGGGUCACGCCGCUCACCUUCGAACAUGUACCCAUUAAUAACGGCAGCCACACCGAGAUGGGCGAUAUCUUCUUGUUGUUCGACUCUGGUUUCCAUGGUGAUAUGUCACCGUUUGAUGGUGAGGGUGGGUCACUGGCCCACGCCUACUAUCCUGGACCAGGCAUAGGUGGAGACGUACAUUUUGACGCUGAUGAGCCGUGGACGCUGGACAAUGAAGACCCUAAAGGUAUCGACUUCUUCCUGGUUGCAGUCCAUGAGCUCGGUCAUGCUCUCGGUCUGGAACAUUCUGAUAACCCCAACGCUACAAUGGCUCCUUUGUAUCGAUGGAUCAGCACAGAAAACUUCACGCUGCAUGAGGACGACAUCAGAGGAAUACAGUACCUGUAUGGUCCUCCUUUGAUUAUUGAUGCUCCGUCCACUUCUCCUCCCAUCCCCGAUGACGAACCCAGUCAUGUCUCCCCCACCUCCCCCUCUGCUCCCGAAGACAAAUCCUCCUCCUCAUCCCCCACAAACUCCCCACCCAAACCAUCGGACCCCACUGAAGGCAGCCUGGACCCCCCAGCCCAACCAGAGUCAAGUCCAACCGUACUUACCUCUUACCACACCCCCACCACCUCCCAACCUGAGCCAGAACCCACCACCCCACCUGUUAGAAAAGAUAUCCCGCCUCCCACCAGGACUCCCAAAGUCCCGGCCAACCAGCCCCCCAACAUCUGUGAUGGAGAAUUUGACACGGUGACCAUGUUGAGGGGGGAGAUGUUUGUUUUCAAGGGACGCUGGUUUUGGCGGGUUCGAAGGAACAGAGUCCUGGACAACUACCCCAUGCCGAUAUCGGUCUUCUGGACUGGUCUCCCAAGUGACAUUGAUGCAGCCUACGAACGCCAUGAUGGCAAAUUUGUCUUCUUUAAAGAUGACAGAUACUGGUUGUUCAGGGAGGCGGAUGUGCUGCCGGGGUACCCACAGCCCCUGUAUCAGUACGGACGAGGGAUUCCUACUCACAAAAUUGAUACAGCUAUUUGGUGGGAGCCCAAUGGACACACAUAUUUCUUCACAGGAGACAGGUACUGGCGGUACAAUGAGGACACCCGGACCACAGACCGUGACUUUCCCAAACCAAUCAGCCGAUGGGGCAAAAUUCCUCCUUCCCCUAAAGGAGCCUUCCUCAGUGAUGAUGGAUCUUACACUUAUUUCUACAAAGGUACCAAUUAUUGGAGGUUUGACAACCACAGAUCAGAAGCAGACAAAGGCUAUCCCCGCUCCAUCCUGAAGGAUUUCAUGGGCUGUGCGUGGGUGCCCGACCCAAAGCCGGACCCAGACCCGGAGCAAAAGCCGGAAGAGAAACCAGUCAAGCCUUCAGACAGAGGCCAAGAUGAGCAUAAAGAGCCAGACAAGGACCAGGACAAAGACAAAGACAGUAAGCCUGACAUCACAGAGGAGGAAGAGGUGAAUGUGGUUGUGACUGUAGCUGACAGUGAAUCAAAGGUCACGACUCUGAUUAUGGUGAUCGUACCUCUGGUGCUCAUCUUGUGCAUCCUCGUCCUGAUCUACGCAAUCCUCCGGACUCUGCAGAACAAAGAGACACCGAGGGCCUUGAUUCACUGCAAGCGCUCGCUGCAGGAGUGGGUGUGAUGAGAUAAAUAAAGAACCGCACAGGUAUUCAUCAUUUUUUGUGGUGAGGUGCUGUUAGAGUCGUGU